Molecule: messenger RNA, 3285 nt
Organism: Linnemannia hyalina
Lineage: Eukaryota; Fungi; Mortierellomycota; Mortierellomycetes; Mortierellales; Mortierellaceae
Source: the annotation of a GenBank genome assembly
AUGCCGAGAAAGGCCGUUGACACCAGCAGCUCCAUUGCGGAGGGUCUCUCUUCGGACAAGAAGGAGGCCAUGACACAGAUUCUGGAUCGCUUGGAGAACCUUUCGGACAAGAGCGGACGACUGAUAGCCGAUCUGUUCAUGGAGCUGCCGGAUCGCGAGGAAUACCCGGAUUAUUAUUUGACAAUAACGAACCCUAUCGCACUGGACAUAAUUCGCGAUCGUGUGGAGAAGAGUGCCUAUGACAACGACAACAUCAAUCAGUUCGCAAAGGACCUCAGGACACUCACCGCGAACGCUAAGGAGUACAAUCGAAAGGGAUCUCCUAUCCACCGGGAUGCCACGACUCUCGAGAGUCACAUCGAGGCUGCAAUGCAAGUGCUUUUGGAUGACGGUCAGCAGGAGGAACAGAUUCAAUUUUCGAUCGAGUUCUGCCACCGUGUAUUAGGCGUGAUCAAGAACCACAAGGACACAAGUGGCCGUUUGGUGUCUGAACUCUUUCUCGAGUUGCCCAGUCAGGAUGAGUACCCGGAUUACUAUGAGGAGAUCACUCGACCCAUUGCGUUGGAUGGAAUCAAGAGGAAAAUCAUCAGCCGAGCAUACACUACUCUGGAAAGUUUCGAGGACGACUUUGAACAAAUGUUUGAGAACGCGAAACAGUACAACGCCGAGGGCUCCGACGUUUACAUGGAUGCCGAGGAACUGCAACAAUUGUUCUGGAAGGAGAUCGGCAAAGAAGGAAAGAGCUCGACAAAAGCAAAAAACGCAAGGAAACAUGUCAAGGAGCUGUUGCAGGUUGCGGUGCGCGGAGUAACCUACAGCGUCGGUGACUUUGUGCAUCUCAGGAACGAUGAUGACCGCACCAAGCCCAUCAUUGCUCUCAUCUUCAGCAUUUGGAUCGACGAGAAUGGGCAAACGGGCUUGGAUGCGACAUGGUUCUUGCGGCCGGAUCAAAUUGUUCACCCAUAUGCCAGUCGAUUUUACCCUUCAGAGGUCCUCAAAGCAGGAACCCAUGAGCACUUGGUAGAUGAGAUUGAGGAAAAGUGCUUCGUGUUAUAUACCAGGGACUACAUUCGAGGACGGCCAGUAGAGUGGAAGCAGGGACAGAACAUCUACUUGUGUGAGCAGCGUUACAGCGAGUCAUACAAGACGGUGUCCAAGAUCAAGAACUGGGCCAGCUGUCUCCCUCCAGGCCACAAGCCUAGCGACAUCAAGUUCAACCUUUUCCCAGAGCCUUUGGCGCUCAAGAAGUUGCCAAGUGCAUCGAUGAUGGACAAGGCUGCCGGGAAGCAUGAACUUGUAGAAGAUGCCUCGCGCGCAAGUACACCACAGGAGGCCAACUCUGUUGUGGCAAGAGGUGCCACUGGGGGAGCCAACAAGCGCAACUCUGUCAACCAGCAUCCUGGAUCGCCGCCUCUGACAAAGGGCGCGCACAUGGGCAACGCCCACCCACCCAACUGGGUUCGUUGCAACUAUGCAAGUCUCAGCACCGGCCUGCAAUGCCCCGCUGUUUUCCAAACCAAGGCCGAUUUGCAGAACCAUGUGGCGACUGAGCAUGCAAUUACAGCGAAUGUUACUUCACCACCAGUCAUGAAGCGUGGACGACCCAGGAAAAACCCCCUCCCAGCAACAGCUACGACCGCUUCCCCGGCUGUACCUCAGACAACUGGGGUCCAGCAGCCCAUGAUGGGCCAGUCAGGCGCAUACCAGCAACAGGGCUAUGGCUUUAACCCUGCAGGACCCUAUGGUAGCGUCUCACCGCGGCCAGGAAUGCCUGGCCAGCCUAACCCAGGAUACCCUCAACAGCAGCCGCCUAUCCAUCAUAUGCAGCAGCAACCGCACCAGAUGGCUCAGCAGCAGCAAAGAGGAAUGUCUUACCAACAACAGCCAUUCAGUCAGCCUAUGCAGCCUGGUCAACAGCGUCCUCAAGGAUUUCCCCAGGGUGCGCCUUAUGGACAACCUUAUGGCCAGCCUUACCCUCAGCAACCUGGCCACCCUCAACACCAGCAAUAUCCUCAACAACCCCAGCAAUUUGGUCAGCCUCAGUUCCCUCAACAAGGAUUCCCUCCCCAAGGCUAUCCUCAACAGCAGCAAUAUCCAGGAGCAUUUUCGCCUCAGCAGCAACAACAACAAUAUGCAAUGCAACAACAGCAGCAGGUACCGCAGUACGGCCAGCCAUUCCCAGGACAGCCACCGCAGUUGCAGCAACAGCAGCAGCAACAGCAACAGCAACAGCAACUGGCUCAACAGCAGGCGAUGCAGCAGCAACUCGCUCAGCAGCAACAACUGGCGCAAAAGCAGCAAUUGACGCAACAGCAACAACUUGCGCAGCAGCAGCAGCUUGCACAACAACAGCAGCUAGCUCAGCAACAACACUUGGCUCAACAGCAAGCUUUGCAACAACAGCAGCAGCAGCAGGCGGCAUUACAGCAACAGCAGCAGGCGGCAGCUUUGGCCAAGCAGCAGCAACAACAACAACAGCAAUUGGCGCAACAACAGGCUAUGCAGCAGCAGGCUUUGCAGCAACAGCAGAAAUUGCAACAGCAACAGAUUCAACAGGCACAGCAGCAUUUGCAGCAACAUCCUCAGCAGCCACAGCAGCAGCCUGUAAUUCAGUCACCUCCUUUCCAACAGGCACACGCACAGAUCCCCGUGUCUUCCCCUCAACAGUUCCAGAAGCCCCUUCCACUGCCAUCACAACAGCAGCCCCAGACACCGACUCAGCAGGUUCCACCGUCACAACAGUUACCCCCAAUGGCAUCGCCUGGACCCUUCAACAACCAUAUCAGAUCCAACUCUAUCGGAUCGCCUCAUACGCCUACAGCUACACCGGCUUCGACUAUUACUACACCUGUGGACGCCGCUGGAAUGGGAUUGUCUGGCAUGAAUGUAAACCUCAACAAUGCCGACCAUGGACGCCUCACGCCUGUGGUGAAGGAAGGGUCAUCGACAGUCCUUGCGCCCAAGACGAUCGAUUUGUUUGCGCAUAACGACAAGGGACACGUGUUUUGGUUUGCAGGACCUCCACUAGAUGUGAUACCUUUACCCAAGCCUCACCAUUCGGUAGAAUACUUGACGGCCAAGCGUCAGAAGCUCCAGAACGGCAAGGCCUCGAGUCGUAGUAGGAAGGAUGGGAAUGGGUCUUUGGUGGACAGCGGUGCUCUGACGAAUGGUCUUCGUGGAGGACCAAUAUCAGCGGAAGAUAAUGUUCUGUCUGUAGUUGCCGUGGGUCUUGAGGCAUUAAGCGACCAACUCAAACAGGAUGUGCAAGUCAUUCAGACCAGCUAG